Hydatigera taeniaeformis is the source of this 498-nucleotide messenger RNA. The record is from the annotation of a GenBank genome assembly. NCBI's taxonomy places the organism in Eukaryota, Metazoa, Platyhelminthes, Cestoda, Cyclophyllidea, Taeniidae.
AUGUGGUUCUUACGUUUACGUUUCUGGGCUGUCAAAGAGGCACGGCUGCAGGGCUUUAACAAUUCUGUCGCUGUGCUUGUGGCGCUGGACGUCAAUGGGGCGAAGUCAUUUACUCGAACAUUAACGGGCUGCAACCCCAUAUGGAAUGAGGAAUUCUCAUAUGAACUUGACAACGUGGAAGGGGGCAUCCUUCUGGAGGUUCAACUUAAAGGUUUUCUUCGUCGUCGAACCAUUGGAGCCUUCUACGUUCCCAUUAAGAAAGUUCGGCAGGGUGUUGCUGCGUCUCGGCAUCCCUCAUGGGUGGCUCUAGGUGCAGAAGUGAAAUUGAGGAAUGGCAAAAUUGUCGGAACUCAGGGACCAACAAAAAAUUUCCUUUUCCUCGACAUCUGGUUGACAUUCGACAAAGGCGUUCCAACCACGCCCCGAAUCGCAAACGCCUACGAGAACGGUGAUGUUGGAAAAAUUGAUGAAUAUGCAGGAUUUUAUGUAAGAAUGUGA